Messenger RNA from Hibiscus syriacus, 415 nucleotides. RefSeq names its product rac-like GTP-binding protein ARAC11. The record is from RefSeq and is a predicted model, not a curated record. The transcript has 6 exons. Lineage: Eukaryota; Viridiplantae; Streptophyta; Magnoliopsida; Malvales; Malvaceae. Bases 1 to 408 code for a protein of 135 amino acids. Gene Ontology annotation, cellular component: nucleus; cytoskeleton; plasma membrane. Gene Ontology annotation, molecular function: GTPase activity; GTP binding; protein kinase binding. Gene Ontology annotation, biological process: actin filament organization; regulation of actin cytoskeleton organization; regulation of cell shape.
AUGUGCUGCGACUAUGUCCCAACUGUUUUCGACAAUUUCAGUGCAAAUUUUGUCGUGAAUGGAAGCACAGUCAACUUAGGUUUAUGGGAUACUGCAGGUCAGGAGGAUUACAAUAGAUUAAGACCACUGAGCUACCGCGGGCCAGAUGUCUGUAUUCUUGCAUUUUCUCUCAUCAGCAAGGCCAGUUAUGAAAAUGUUGCCAAGAAGUGGAUUCCUGAACUAAAGCAUUAUGCACCUGGUGUUCCGAUAAUUCUUGUUGGAACUAAACUCGAUCUCCGAGAUGAUCAACAAUUCUUUCAAAAACUAUUAGUCAUGCAUUGCUUCAUUUUGAAGGGAGAGGAAUUAAGUAAACAGAUAGGGUCUCCUGCCUACAUUGAGUGUAGUUCAAAAACACAGCAGAACGUGUAGGCAGUGU